GGUCGCUGGCGGCUGGAGCCAGUCCCAACUUACAUCGGGCAAAGGCGGUGUACACCCUGGACAGAGAAGGAGACGAAGAAAUGGACUAAAACGCCAUCGCUGUCCGCACUGUGACAAAUCCUUCACAUCUGGAUAUUUGAAGAUUCAUCAGCGAGUUCACACUGGAGAGGAACUGUACAGCUGUGACCAGUGUGGGAAAACUUUCAUUACAUUAGGUGUCCUGAAAAUCCACCAACGUGUUCACACUGGAGAGAAACCGUACUGGUGUGAACAGUGUGGAAAAACUUUCACUCAAUCAAGUGCCCUAAAACUCCACCAACGUGUUCACACUGGAGAGAAACCGUACUCGUGUGAACGGUGUGGAAAAACCUUCGCUCAAUCAGGUCACCUAAAAAUCCACCAACGUGUUCACACUCGAGAGAAACUGCACUCGUGUGAACUCUGUGGAAAAAAUUUCAGGUCAUCAGGUCACCUAAAAAUCCACCAAUGUGCUCACAGUGGAGAGAAACCAUACCGCUGUGACCAGUGUGGAAAAACUUUCACUCAAUCAGGUGCCCUAAAAAUCCACCAACGUGUUCACACUGGAGAGAAACCGUACUCGUGUGAACAGUGUGGAAAAACUUUCGCUCAAUCAGGUCACCUAAAAAUCCACCAACGUGCUCACAGUGGAGAGAAACCGUACUCGUGUGAACAGUGUGGAAAAACUUUCGCUCAAUCAGGUCACCUAAAAAUCCACAAACGUGUUCACACUGGAGAGAAACCGCACUCAUGUGAACUGUAUGGAAAAAAUUUCAGUUCGUCAGAUAUCUGUAAGAAUCACCAAUGUGUUCACACUGGAGAGAAACCGUACUGGUGUGAACUGUGUGGAAAACAUUUCGCUCAAUCAGGUGCCCUAAAAAUCCACCAACGUGUUCACACUGGAGAGAAACCGUACGCGUGUGAACAUUGUGGAAAAACUUUUAGUCGAUCAGGUGACCUAAAAAACCACCGGCGUGUUCACACUGGAGAGAAACCAUACAGGUGUGAACAGUGUGGAAAAACUUUCAAUCGAUCACAUGUCCUAAAGAAGCACCAACGUGUUCACACUGGAGAGAAACCGUACUCGUGUGAAAAGUGUGGGAAAACUUUCAGUCGAUCAGAUCUCCUAUAUAAGCACCAACGUGUUCACACUGGAGAGAAACCGUACUGGUGUGAACAGUGUGGAAAAACAUUCAAGACAUCAGAUAGCCUAAAAUACCACGAACGUGCUCACACUGGAGUGAAACCAUUCAGCUGUGACAAAUGUGGCAAAUCUUAUACCAAAAGAAGACCCCUUACAAGACACAAAUGCAUUGACAAAGCAUCAGUGUGACAUUUUUCACAGAGCCGAGCUAAAUAGCAAAAUUAAACUGCAGUACCCGGGUUUCGACCAGUAGAGGGCAGUCACUGCAUUUCAGAAUCAGCUUUAUUGCCAGGUAUGUGUACACAUAUGAGGAAUUUGACUCUGGAUUGUACAUUGCUCACGAUGUGCUUACUUAUACAAUAAGACAAAAAUAAUCAAACACAGGCUGCAGUAUAGAGAACCCAUAUAUACAGACUGGACUAAACCGACAGAUUGAGCGAAUAGUGUAGUGAGCUGAGUACAAAGGACACAGACAUGCAUACAUAUACAUAGUGUGAUGAGUGCAAAGGAUGCUGGAAUAAAGAAUUAUGUGCAGGUGUUAUUUACAAGAGGUAGUUGGAUUUGGUAUACAGUAUAUACAAUAUGAACAGGUCUGAAAUAGAAUGAUCAAUGUAUAAUAAGUGGUAACCAGUAAACAGGUGCUGAUUAGAGACAGAGUUACUGGGUUAUUGCACAGGAAUUGUUCCUGACACUGAGAGUCAGAAAUCUCAAUCAGAAAUGUGAUGUUCCCCAGUCUCACCUGCUGCCUCCUGUCAGUCAGGAAGUUUGUGAUCCACUGACAGGUGGAGGCUGGCACGGUGAGCUGGGUGAGUUUGGUGCUGAGG
This is a messenger RNA of Micropterus dolomieu (smallmouth bass), 1986 nucleotides long. Its product is annotated as zinc finger protein 227-like. The transcript is spliced from 2 exons. Gene Ontology annotation, molecular function: RNA polymerase II cis-regulatory region sequence-specific DNA binding; DNA-binding transcription factor activity, RNA polymerase II-specific. The annotation marks the transcript as partial. The record is from RefSeq and is a predicted model, not a curated record. NCBI's taxonomy places the organism in Eukaryota, Metazoa, Chordata, Actinopteri, Centrarchiformes, Centrarchidae. Gene Ontology annotation, biological process: regulation of DNA-templated transcription.